AUGUCAAACAUGAAAAGUUCGUGUAAAGUCCAGAUGAGGCCACUUGGCCUAGACCAUGGCUCAAUCAAGACUGCCGCUGAGAUCAUCAGCCUUUCUUUCGCCUCAGAUCCCUUGAUCCGUUGGCUCUCUCGUGAUCACUCCGGCCCAGGCUGGGAGACUCUGACACCUACCCUGCAGCAAUGGCAAGAGGCACGCCUACGCGAGUACGCGCGGAUCGGAAUCAUGAUGGAGUCUCAUAACGAUUUUGAAGAGAGAAUUAAGAAGAAGUAUCCCCCAAAUUCUCUUUACUAUCUCGAGAUCGCUGCGGUCAGACCUGAUACGCAAGGGAUGGGAGUUGGGAGAACUAUCAUGCAAUGGGUGGUGCAGGAGUUAGGAGACAAUCCAUGUUAUAUUGAGUGUACAGAUAAGAAGAAUGUCGCGUUCUACGUCAAGUAUGGCUUUGAGCUUGUUGAAGAGGCGGAACUGGUGGAUGAGGAGGACGCAAUGCCACCAACAACUUUAUUUUAUAUGAUUAGAGAUACAUCAACCAUCAAGAAGUAG
This is a messenger RNA of Fusarium musae, 540 nucleotides long. RefSeq lists its product as uncharacterized. Gene Ontology annotation, molecular function: acyltransferase activity, transferring groups other than amino-acyl groups. Bases 1 to 540 code for a protein of 179 amino acids. The record is from RefSeq and is a predicted model, not a curated record. The transcript has 3 exons. Lineage: Eukaryota; Fungi; Ascomycota; Sordariomycetes; Hypocreales; Nectriaceae.